GCGAGGCGGCGGUUCGCAUCGGCCAAUCGCGGCGCGCGAUCUCUCGCUCGGCCGACUCGGCGUCACGUUCACUUCAGUCAGCUACGGGGCUUCGGUUGGCGCAUAUGAGCGUGGUGUUCGUAUCCUUACGGAGGACACGCGGACCGUUACUGUCGCGGCGUCGCUGCAGUGUGAAGGGACACAGGCAGCGGGUGGGUGAACGCGACUCGGGCGCUCAAAGGAUCGCGAGGGGAAAACGAUUCGCUCAACGGGGUACAACGCGUCGUCCCUCUGACAUGAGGAGGCCGGUAGUCGCGAGAAGACCGAUCGACUGCGAGCGUUGUGUACGCGCUUUGACAUUCGGAGCAACGGCCGGUCGCGACGGCUCGGGCUCCCCGUGCAACUUGACCGACGGAAGGAGCACGCGGUGAAUCCGGCUUGAACUUGGAGAGGAGGUCGACGACGCCUGAGGAGACCAGCGGCGGCAACAACAGCGUCGCUGCUGGGCUGCCGCCGAACGCGGGUAUAUUUUUGAGACUUUCUCCUCGCGCUCGCCGUCUCAACUUUGAUCGACGUUGCAUCAUGCGCUCAGCGUUAAACAGUAACGCCAUCGCGGAAAGAAGCGCGACAAGUUAGUAACGCGGCAGGGGUCGCAAGGUCGGGCGUUAGGACAGUGGCGAGGCAGGAGAGUUCGGAGGGUGCCGGAGGGAAAAUAUCAUCGGGCGCGCUCUGCGUCGCGGGAGAGCGAGAAGGAGAGAGAGAGAGAGAGAGAGAGAUGCGCGUUGUAACGCGUUAGUGCUGCAUCAUGGCGCAUGCCGAUACGAUAAGCCGCUCCGCAAGUUUUCCACGAUGUCCCGAAAUAGCCGUUACCCGACGCCAGCUGGAUUAAGGAACUUUCCUUCGGAUGACACGAGACGAGCGAGAGGCACGAACCCGAUAACGUAAUCGCCGUCGUGAGAGGAGGUAUGCGACUCGCGAAUCGGCGACGCAUCGCUGCAAAGUUCAGGAGCGACGUUUGGAAUUCGACGCGCAGCCGAACGACGGCGGAAACACCGCCCGCCGUCGGUGGAUUCCUCGAUGAUGUUUGUGCCGCAAGGGAGGGGGGGAGCAUUACCUCGCUCAGGAGAGAGUUCGGCCGUUUGUAAUUGCCCGGAUUAUUGCGCUGCUGAUCGCGUUCUCCAGCGGUAUUCUCGGCAUCGCGGCCCCGAGCCUCGAGGUGCGGAGAAUACAUAGGAGUUGCUACGGUUACGCGAUACGGAAAGAGAGAGAGAGAGAGAGAGAGAACUAUAAUCGCGGAACGGACGUGGCACGGCGUGAAGUGUAAACGAUGAUGCGUCCGUGUGAAUUCGGCAACAGCACCGGAUAGUAUUGGCGAGGGAUCGAUCCGCGACUGGAAGCGACGACGAGGCGGCAUCUGGAGAAUUUCUCAGAGAGGCGCCGGCGAAUGCACACCGCUCGAUAAACGCGAUAAGAUCGCCUUAUCAACGUAACAGGCUGCGCCCGUAGGAAGCGUGAACGCCUCUUCGAUUCGCAGAUGCACCUGCGCGGGUGAGACCUCGCGACUUAUCGCCGUUGGGAGGACGGAUUCGACGAUUGUUCGCGAGGAGGGCGUGCACGGGAACGAUCGGGGGAGAUCGCGAGAAGCGUCGCAGAAGCGCAUCGUACCGUUUCGUGACCGUGGCUAAAAUCAAAUUAAUAAUAAUAAUACUUUAUUGGACGCAAGUUUUACAGUGAGUAUUGGGUAUCCUUUAAACGAGAGGGAAAGGCGAUCAAAAAGGCGCAGCAACAGUUGAAGAGCUGGUUUUAAUGCAUUGCCUUUUCUUCAAGCUCGACUAGAUACGAAUAAACAGAACGCAAGUAGAAUGCAAACUAAAAAUUACACAUUACAAACAAAAUGCACGUAACACGGGAAUUUAUACACUGAGGAACCCAUUUAGUUGACUCAAAUCAAAUAAUUACUUAGCGGAUAUGGGCAAACAAAUGGUUUUGGCUGUGAUAGCCAACAUUUAGUUCUCUGUACCAAAGUUUUGGUUCUCUAAAUCAAACUUUUUUCAUUUUCAUUUCAGAGAACCGAUAUUAAUUUGAAUCUCGGGUAGAUUCAAAUUAAAAUUCCUCUUUAUCAGAAGUAAAUAAAAACUUUUGAUCUUGAUUCGCGGUCUCCUGAUAUAUUUUGGAGGCCGAUAGGAUACUUAAAUAUGUUGUGUGAAACUUGCGAACGCUCGCGCUUUGGUCGUAAUUUCAAAAGAUUCGCGCGAAGAAGUUACCGUCGGUCGCGAUAAGCGUCGAAGUGACAGUUGAGAAAUACUGUUGUGCGGAGAAUGACAAUCGAGACAAUAACGCUACUCGUGUCCCUUUUGUCUUCAAGGUCCUCAAGAACGACGGAGCACGGCGGGUCGAUGUGAAGGGAAGAAAGAAUUAACCGCGAUCGGGGCGCGAUGUCACGUGCCCGCACCGUCGAUACCGUCGUCGUCGCCGCCUGAUUUUCACACAUCCGGCCCGCAGCGCACAUUUAUUAUUUAUGAAUGGAUGGAGCUGCGACGGGCUUCGUCGGAGGAGGACCGGUUGCGGAUCUGGGAGGUCUGGAAAGAUGGUGGAACAAUCCGGCGAUCGCGGUCUGGAGCUUUGUCCUCUUCGGCUGUUUCCUGCUCAAUGCGACCCUCCUGCUCGCGUUUCUCGUACGGCCAGGGCUGCGCACCAUCUCCAACAGAUUCGUGAUGAACCUAACGGUCUCGAACCUGCUGACGUGCGCGCUGCUGAACCCGCUGUUGAUGAUGGACGGCCCGUCCGUCGCAGGGACCACACUGACGACGUCCACGUCGAACGCGUCCGGCGCGACGUCCUCGUCAGUCGGCAAUAUCUGCGCCAUAUCGGAAGGCGCCACCGCGCUCGUCACUACGUCGUCGGUGCUGUCGGUGUUGCUGAUCGCGGUUGACCAGUACUUCGCCGUGGUGGACCCGCUGCGUUACCGCGCCCGGGUGGAUAAGCUGAAGUCCGCCGUGCUGAUCGUCUCCGUAUGGCUGAUCUCGGCGGCGUUCGGCCUGAUCGCGUCCUUGAACCCGUCGCCGCGCAGUCUCUGGCUCUCGUGCACGACGUUGAACGGCAGCAACAGCAGCUCGUCCUACGGCGACGUCCUGCUGAACACCUCGUCGACGUCGAUCGACUCGGCGUUCGCGUUCUUCGGCGCCAACGGUACGUCCGUGGUGGAGGCGGUGGAGGAGCUGGUGGAGGAGGAAGUCGUGGACGGCACGGCGACGCCGACGUUGCUGCGGACGAUCGGGCCGAUCGGCGGCGGCGGCGGCGAUCUCCUCGAGGACUCCACCGUCUUCCUCGCCAACGACACCGUCACCUACGGCCUCAUCUACGCGGUCGUGCACAGCGUGCUCGCGUACCUGCUGCCGUUCGCCGGGGUCUGCUGGAUCUACGUCAGCAUCUACGCGGCCGCGCACCGUAACUCCGAGCGGACUCGCAGGACCGGCUCGCGGCCGGCCCUGUCGUCGUCCCCCAGCUUCUGCGAGGACCCUUACGCCCGGCCGCAGCCGGUCGACGCGUACCCCGAGGAGGCCCGCAGGAUACCGAAGAUCUCGAGCCUCUCGUCGAUCGACGAGACCAGCGAGACCGCGCACUCGGCCGGCAAUCAGGCGUCGCGCAGGAGGUCCUUCUCGUCGUCCUCGGACGUCCUGCAGUCGGGCCCGUCGACCGACGAGAGGACCGGCGUCGUCUUCACGGUGGGCCUGCAGCCGGUGGAGGUAACGCGCAGCCAGGAUCACGAGCGGGCGCAGCCGGUGGCGGUCCUGAAGGCGCAGUUCCUCGAAGACGACCGCGGCGUCGCGUCGUACGAGGACCUCGUGAGGAGCAAGUUCCGGGACUCGCCGGCGGACCGGCGACGCAAGUCCUCGCACGACCUCAUGUACGAGGCGGUGUCGACCGCGGAGUCGUCCGGCUGGAUCGCCGGCGACUCCAGCGAGUCCGAAUCGGAGGACGAGCGACGUUACGGCUGCUUCGACUCGCUGGAGGUGCCGGGGACUGUUCGCAGGACGAGCCACCGGAGACCCUCCGACUACUUCUUGUCGCUCGCGGCGUGCGAGACGCCGGAACGCUCCUGCGACGAUUCCAGGCGAAGUUCCUUCGACAAGGCCGUCGUUCGCGCGGACGAAGAGGAGGAGGACGACGGUCGUUCCGUCCGGGCGAAAGCGUCGGACACCGCGACGACGCAGCAGAACCGCGCGUUCGGCAAUGGCUCGUCCACGAACGCGACGACUAGCAAUUCGGACGGUAGGAAGUCGAGGCGAUUCGGUCGCCGCAAGUCGUCCGGCGAGCCGGCUGGUAAAAGCUCCGAGGGCAAUGUUCGGGGCAGCCACGCGGAGCCGUCGUCGUGCCUCCUCGCGCCGAUCGUGACGAUCACGCCGGCGCCGAACAAGCCGGGCAGCCUGAACCGGGUGUCCAGCAUACGCAGCACCAGCAGCUACAUCAACUCCCUGAAGCACCGGAUCAGCAACGGCUCGCUCUUCAGAUACCGCGAGGAGACGCGGGCGGCCCGGAUCAGCGCGCUCGUGAUCGUGAUGGGUCUGAUCUGCUGGUCGCCUUACGUUAUCCUCAGCGUGAUGAAGAACCUGCCGCAGUACUCGGGCCGCGAGUUCCCGCACAAGUACGACGUGCUGGCGCUGAGCUUCCUGAUCCUGGCCGCUUACGCGAGCCCGUUGCUCUUCGGCUACCGGUCGAGGCGCGUCAAGAGGGAGCUGCGCAGGUUCUUCUGCUUCCGGCGCGAGCUCUCCUACAAGAACAAUCGCAGCCUGAUGGCGAAGAAGGUGCUGAAGCGCCGGCACAGCAGCACGCUCAGCCAUCUGGAGAUGGACCAACGUUACAACAUCUUCAACUGCGUGUACGGGAGGAGCAGGUGGCCCAAGGAGAAGGUGCAGUUCGUGCAGGUGCCGGAGACCGCGCUCGCGGUCGAGACCUGCAGGAGCAGCUUCUCCAGCGGCGCCAGCACGCAGAUCUCCAGCACCUCCACCGAGGAGUGUUGAAUCGCGACGCGACCCUCGCGGGAACCGUCCGUCCUCGCAGCCCCGCCAGCCGGACGACGGACGCCGGUUCUCGCGAGGAGUGCGCGAGGAGUGCGACAGGCAGCUCGUGCUGUUCCUGCGUGUGUGGCGCACCCUCGCGGCGUCUGCGAGCGAUAACGAGAUAAACGUCGCGCCGGGGAACUCGGUUCCGGAACAGGGACCGGAUGGGAAUUCAAGCUGACGACACCGCAAAUCCAAGCGCGUUAUCUUAGCUGAGGAUUUUCCCGUGGAUUUCCCGCCGUUUUCACUCGCCUCACUUAACUCACGAUUGAAGGUUUUAAAUGGCGUGACUUCCUGAAACAGGAAGAAACGUGUAAAGAGUCAAAUGCGUCACUUUACGGCGCUUAUGCGUGUAAAAGUAACACUUGGAUUUGCAGUGGAGGAGUGAAAACUCUCAGCGUCAAGAAGUGACGUCUUUCUUACCGCGGCUGAGAAUAUGUCCGUGUGAACAUUUAGCUGUUUUGAAACUCGGCCGAGACAAUUGACCCGAGUGGAAAGCUUGUGCAGAAAGCUUUCGGCUCCUACAAUCAAAUUUUCCUCCGGUCCCCGGGCAGCGGAAAAUUCAGUUACGCCGACGGAAUUGUUUCUUCCGUGUAGCGAGAGAAUGACAGAGAGAAAGAGAGAGAGAAAAUCGCGGAGUUCGCGGCUCGCUUUCCGCCGUGGUUCCUUGAUGUUCGAAGAAUCUUAGGACGGGGAGAGGAGAGACGCUUCACUCUGAAAAUAUCCUCUUCAUUCUCGCGAGAACCCGGCGGUUCCUUCCUCUCGUGUCCCGAAGUCGACUCGGCCGUUCAGGUGUGCGCGAACGUCGCUCGAUGGCGCGUCGUAGAAACGUCUUUCCUCCGACUCGAUGUCUCGCAUGUACAUAAAAGCCCACCUACGUAAGACGCAGAACGAGGGUCGCGGAUUCGCAAGAUGAGACGCAGCCGUGACGUGUUUCCGGUCGUUACGGGUCGUAGGCUUCAAUACGCAGGACGCGGGCGAAUCUCGACUUUCGUGUCUCGCAUCGAAGCGACCAGCCAAUUAGGACGUGAUGUUGUGACGCACUGUUUUCUCAUUAGCUCAGCCCGAGUGCUCGCUGCGUGCUAUCUAUCGUGCGGACUACAUAGAGCGUGUUUCAUAUAUAGUCUGCCAAUACACCGGCAGUGCUGAAAAAUUGUUCCGUUGUUAGCACGCAGCGUGUCGCGACAGCAUUUGUGAUCCGUUCUCUUUAGCCGAACUGGCUGCACUGAUUCAAGAUACGUACACGUACACAUCGAAGUGUAUGAAGUGUACGUGGGAGAUUCUCGCGUUUCAGGGUGCGUACAUUUCUUGAACGCAGCGAGCUAAAAAGAACGGAACACUGGUUCCAUUAGUGACAUCAUAAAUGAUAGCCAUAUUGCCACUACGAUCGCUGCAGCUCCCCAGGUGAGGAAAUUACAGCGCGACACAGCGUCGGAUAAACGAUCCGUCGUAUAUAAAUGCAGGAGACGCACGCAAGGCGGGAAAUGCCUCCUGCCGGGGCAAACCCUUUAAUUAAGUCCUGCGCUAUUAAGCAUAUCGACAAUUUGCAAGCGUUUGUCUGUCGCGGGCGUUGCUGACGGGUAUCAAAGUAAUUUCGGAACGGCAUUGGACCGUUUUGUGACAUCACGAUGGUCGCCGGUGAAAAGCGAACACGCAUACGUGGACGCGAAAAUACUGCGUUCUCGUUCUCUCUGCGUCUUAUGCAGAUGGGCCUUAAUAACGAAGUCUGAUUUCGCGCCGGCGAACGGUCGUCGUCGAAACCGCUUGUUUUCCGAGCGGCCUCCCGCGAAUUCGCAAACUCGAAAAGGCGGACGAGAACCCGUGGCCGUUUUCCUGCUGCGACGUGUAUGUGUGCGCGUCGAUUUCCCGCGGCCACCACCUUGCAGCGCGAGAGCAAAAUAAACGACCGACUCGCUCGGGCGGAAGCAGAAGCGGCGGCGCGACGUGUUGCGCGCAGAGUAUCCGUUAGUAUUAAGAGCAUUAUGGUUAAGUUGUCGGGUGUUAGCCAGCUCGAGAGAAGUAUUAGAGUUCGCCGAACCCGAAGGAGGCUUUAGUCUUUACGCUUAUUCCACGCGCCGCGCGUCCCACGGCGCGUCUCACCUCGCCCGCGGACGUUUGACGCAAUUGACGGCGAUAAUAAUAAUAAUGUGCGUGUCAUCGUCCGCCAGGUGGAUGAUUCAAGUCCGUGGCGCGCGCGUCACACGCACUUCGUUGCGCGCCCCACUUGUUUCACCGUACGCGCGCACGCAAGUAUCAGGUUGAUUGAAAACUCUUUUCCCCGAAGCGACGAACGAGCGUUAUAGUAAAUGAGCUCGGCCGAAGCUACUUCUCCUCUUCUGGUGGAAGGAAACAACAUUUCUAGUUCUCAUGAACCAAAUUUCGUUCUCAGAUAAGCAAAAGUUCGGUUUCCUUCAACCAGGACGCGUUUGGUUAUCCGCUGUCACGUGGACGAAGAAAAUUCAUUUUUCAGUGUAGCGUGAACGAAACAUUCUUCGAGCGAGAAUAUGACACAUCGACAAAUCGAACGGAUGUUCCAGGAGAGUUUUCGGAAUCAAUCUGAUAUCGUCGCCGGUGCAGUCGUACGUUAGGAAUACGCAGCAUCUCAUGACAGAGUUCCCCGUCGAGGUCGCGUUGGUCCGUGUACGCCCUCGUCGGAGGACAUAUCAUCGUUCCCCGAUUACCCCUUUUUUUUGUACAUUACAAAAUGGAAAAGUGGACUCGUUUUAUUUAUAUUAAAUAAUCUGUACAUAGAAGAGAGAAGACGGCGAAUCUCACACUCUUAGUUCGUAAUCGCUCGCGUGUCACGUGUAAGUAGAGAGAGAGAGAGCGUCCGGUCAGCGUGUCUGAGUGAUCCGUGAACGCGAAUGUGCAACGUGAUACGCGCAAUCGUCGUGUUUCGCAUUACCCGUCGCGGGUAAACUCCAACAGGCUGUCUACGAUAUGUGAUAUAACACCGAAAACCAAUCGUCAAUAUUUAUGUGACUUUCUCAAUAAAAGGUUCUUUUUUGCGGAGCGCAAUC
Dinoponera quadriceps is the source of this 8059-nucleotide messenger RNA. RefSeq lists its product as uncharacterized. Gene Ontology annotation, cellular component: membrane. Gene Ontology annotation, molecular function: G protein-coupled receptor activity. The record is from RefSeq and is a predicted model, not a curated record. The transcript has 5 exons. Bases 2502 to 5000 code for a protein of 832 amino acids. Lineage: Eukaryota; Metazoa; Arthropoda; Insecta; Hymenoptera; Formicidae. Gene Ontology annotation, biological process: G protein-coupled receptor signaling pathway.